This is a messenger RNA of Aedes aegypti (yellow fever mosquito), 1283 nucleotides long. RefSeq lists its product as uncharacterized. The record is from RefSeq and is a predicted model, not a curated record. The transcript has 2 exons. NCBI's taxonomy places the organism in Eukaryota, Metazoa, Arthropoda, Insecta, Diptera, Culicidae. Bases 190 to 609 code for a protein of 139 amino acids.
AAUCAGUAAACUGUGGUAAGCAAAAAGGUCUGUCAGCAAGAGGAAAGAUCGUUUUUGAAGAAACAGUUUUAGCAGAACAAAAAUAAUUUAAUUCAAACAGUUACUGCUGACUUUGUUGAUCAUAAAAAGUUGAUAAUUUUUUUUUGUGAUAAAGAAAAUAUCGGUGACUAAAGUGUAAAUUGCCUGAAAAUGAUAACCGACGCAUUGGGAGACUUGGAAAAAUGUGUUGACACUGCCGGGACUCAGCUGGAUUCCUUGGCGUUGAAAAUCACCGACGUCGAGAAGAAUUUGGACGAAAACGACAUGGAAGGGCUGGAAACGGGAAUGAUGGAGCUGUUGGAGUCGGUCACCGAGGUGAAGAACGAGUACCAAAAUCUCCGCAAGGAUCUCCAGGAAGUUCAGCAGCUGCAAAAGGAAAUGACCUGCUCUCUAAGGUACCAGUUGCGAACCAUGACCCAAACUUUCCACGUACUAAAAAAGAAAAUAGAGGCGAAUAAUUUGCCCAUAACGUCGCUUCCGCUACCUUCGUCAUCUUCCUGCCCAAAACAAGUUCCUCUCGCCGAUGGCGGAAAUAUGGCCGCAAAAAUGCUUAAUCGUCACAAAAAUUGAAACCUAUUCGGUUUCAUCAAAGCGUUAUUAUCGACGUUGACUAAUUCGUUGCCUGUCUCGCAAUAAGUUGGCCUGCCGCAUUUUAUUCUUGGAUUGAUUUGUGUGUCUUCCCAUCUUUCUCUCUCUGUUCCUGGCAAUGGCCGUUAGUUGCUUAUUAAGUUUUACUUCCAAAUCACAUCAUUCGCAUCAUACAAAGACCGUUUACUACAAGUGGCCCCAAAUGACAAGGCCUGGCCAAUAACCACCCCCGAAGACGGUCGGUUUGCGUUCUCUAGCUAAAUCAUCACCACAGGUGAUUAAUCUACCUUGCCUGUAUAGAAUUUGCCAUUUCCAUUCGAUCCGAGAAGAGCCGGACCAAAUCGUGUAGGAAAAUUUCCCCGAAGGACGAGAAACAUCCUAAUCAGCAUUGCUUACACCUAAGUUAGCUUAUUUCCUAGGAAUCAUAGUUUUUUUUCUCCUAUCCAUUCUAUUCUAAGUGUGUUUUCUACAAAACUUUUGACUGAUUUUGGAGAUCAUUUUAGUGUGUCACGAAAAGCGAGAAUGUUGAGCAAGCUUGCGUAGAAUAUCAUACCUCAAUUCGUUUUUUUUUUGCGUCUCGAAAUUGGUUUAACGCAACAUUUCAAUUAAUGUACAAUCAGGCUUGCUUGACAUUUUCUUACAAAAAGUAAUCGUUU